AAGUCAACAAAUGCACGUGUUUUCAGCAGUUUGCAUAUUUGUUAUAGCCGGCGCAUAACAAACAUCCUUACGGCUUCAGGAAACGGAAUAAAACGACUCGAUGGGUCUAACAAAACAAUAUCUGGCGUACAAGCCAGUCUCGAGCUUCAACAUCAUCGCUAGUGCACGCGCAAAUAUCUCUUUCGUGACAAUCAGCAAUGCCACCGGUCGGUACGUCGUGGUGGCUGCGGCGGAGAAGGUGCUUGUGUGGGAUCUAAGAAUCGGCGAAAAGGUGGCGGAAUUCUGUCGUGACAAACAGGAGGUUACAUUCCUACGCACCAGCCCGGAUCAGAAGCAUCUUGCGGUGGGUUACUCUGAUGGACUAGUGGAGCUGUUCAGCGUCGAAACCAAGCAGUCGGUGUGCAGUUUUGCAUCGCAUCGUUCUGCCGUCAGUGCGUUGAAUUUUGACCUGCUUGGCCUAAAACUAGUAUCCGGCGGUCUUGACAACGAUCUGGUCGUGUCGGAUGUGGUGGAACAGUCGGGAAGAUGCCGUCUCACCGGACAUACGGCCCCGAUAACGCAGUGCUGCUUCAUGCAACGCUUCCAGGAUGUAGUUGUGUCCAGCUCCAAAGACACACAGAUCAAGUUCUGGAACAUAGAAACGCAGUGCUGCUUUAAAACCAUCGUUGACCACCGUACUGAGGUGUGGGGUAUCGUGUUGAUGCGGAACGAUGACUUUCUUGUUUGUGGUACAGCUGAUACGCAACUUUCCGUGUACAAAAUCACCCCGAUCACGGAUGCCACCGUACCGGUUGUAGUUGCAUCGGAGCAGCCUGAAAGCGAAAGCACCGUCAGUCCGUUUCGUUGUACCGCGGCGGGCAGUAUUCAAAGGGCUGGACACGGACGCACGAUUAACCUUGUGGCUGACGCCAACGGGCAGGUGCUCGGAUGCCACGGUACCGAUAGACAGAUUGAGUUGUUUCUCUUCUGUUCGCCGGAGGAAUCGAUGAAGAAGCUUACCAAGCGCAUGAAAAAGCUGGACACAAACAAACAAAGUGCAGAAGAGUCGGCCAGCCGGCAGCUUGCUCUGACCGACGAAAUUAAGCGUCUUACAUCGAUACCCACACCAGAGAAAGUGAAAUCGUUCGAUUUACUGCUGGGCAGUCGGAACGAGCUGCGCAUCUGCUGCACGUUUGUGAAAAACUUUGUCCAACUGUUCUCCCUCGACUUGAACGUGAAGAAAGAUGCCGAGCCAGAAACGCUGUACGCGUUGCAAAAGCAAGGACAUCCUUCUGAAGCGCGCACUGUCGCAUUCAGCUCGGACAAUUUGGCGAUCGCAUCGGGCAGUGCGGAGUCGUUGAAGCUGUGGAGCCGCGCUUCCCAGACCGUUCUGCGCACCGUCGAUACGGGCGGUUAUGUUGUCAGCACGUGCUUCGUUCCAGGCGAUCGCCACGUACUCGUAGGUUUAAAAACGGGCCAACUGCUCGUCGUGGACGUGGUGCCGGGCGAGGUGAUAGAGUGCAUCGAGGCGCACGAGAAGGAACUGUGGAGCAUUGUACUGACCCCCGACAAGCAUGGAUGCGUUAGCGGCGGUGGAGAUACGACCGUAAAGUUUUGGUCCUUUGAACUGAUCGCUGCAAGCGGUGGCCAGGACGCGGCAAAGGUGCUCUCGCUGUUGCACAAAAACACUCUCAAGCUGGAGGAAACGGUGUUGAGUGUGAGGAUUUCACAGAAUGGCAAGUACAUAGCGGUCGCCCUGCUUGAUACGACGGUGAAAAUAUUCUUCAUGGACAGUCUCAAGUUUUAUCUUUCUCUGUACGGCCAUAAGCUGCCCGUAGUAACGAUGGACAUCUCGUACGAUUCGACUCUCAUCAUAACGGGGUCGGCCGAUCGUACGAUAAAGAUUUGGGGCAUGGACUUUGGCGAUUGCCAUCGCUCGCUGCUUGCGCAUGAUAACACCGUGACGGCGGUUCAGUUCAUCCCGAACACGCACAUGUUCUUCUCUUGCGCCAAGGACGGCAAACUGAAGCAGUGGGAUGCGGACAGCUUUCAGAAGAUUAUCACGUUGCCCGGCCAUUUGGGAGAAGCGCACGCGCUUGCGAUUAGCCCCAAUGGGAAGUACGUCGUUAGUUGCGGUUCAGACCGUACUCUACGGCUGUUCCAUCGCACCGAGGAACCGCUUGUUCUGCAGGACGUGCAAGAGGAAGAGCGAGAGGAGCUAGAGAAUGCUACGCUGGCCACAGGAGAAGAAUCGACCGUACCCGGUUUGCCCGGUCUGAAACUGCCGUCGAAGAAAACAAUCGGAUCGGAGAAGGGAGCAGAAAACAUUCUCGAGUGUCUCGAGGUAAGCAAACAGUACGAAGAGGAAGGCGGAAAAGGACCGCUGCCUCCGCUAAUGUUUGCUUACUCGGCCACCAACACGGACGAUUUCCUGCUGACCGUACUGUCGCGCAUUCGGGCAAGUGAUCUGGAAGAAUCGCUCCUUCUACUGCCGUUCAAUGCGGUGUGUGAACUGCUCGAAAGGGUUCCGAAGCUGACCACCGAACGGAAGGAUCAAACGGAGCUGAUCUGUAAGGUGGUACUGUUCCUGUUCCGGGUGCACCAGAAGCCGAUCGUUAACAAUCAGGUGCUGCUACCGGUGAUUCAAAAGAUUGUCCAAACAUUGCAAGCGGCGGUCGGAGAACUGCGGGACAUGGUGGGGACCAAUUUCCACGCGGCACAGAUGCUGCAGCGUGAGCUGGAAGAAAAUGACGGGUGCGUACUGUUCCGCGAUGCAACCAAGCAGCGCAUCCAGCGGGAUCGCCGGCGGAAGAGGCGCGAAGCUUCCAAGCGAAAGUUGCUGCAGAUAGUUAAGUAACAGGUCAAUCAACUAGUCUAGAGUGUCCCCGUUUAUAGCGAAGAUUAAAAUGCCUCCCAUUGUUCGAUAAUUAUCUCCACAAAAGCGUA
This is a messenger RNA of Anopheles arabiensis, 2925 nucleotides long. Its product is annotated as WD repeat-containing protein 3. NCBI's taxonomy places the organism in Eukaryota, Metazoa, Arthropoda, Insecta, Diptera, Culicidae. Gene Ontology annotation, molecular function: protein binding; snoRNA binding. Gene Ontology annotation, cellular component: Pwp2p-containing subcomplex of 90S preribosome; small-subunit processome. The transcript is spliced from 2 exons. Gene Ontology annotation, biological process: maturation of SSU-rRNA. The coding region runs from base 101 to 2836 and encodes 911 amino acids. The record is from RefSeq and is a predicted model, not a curated record.